Messenger RNA from Homarus americanus (American lobster), 753 nucleotides. RefSeq names its product keratin, type II cytoskeletal 2 epidermal-like. The coding region runs from base 1 to 753 and encodes 250 amino acids. NCBI's taxonomy places the organism in Eukaryota, Metazoa, Arthropoda, Malacostraca, Decapoda, Nephropidae. The transcript has 2 exons. The record is from RefSeq and is a predicted model, not a curated record.
AUGGCAGAUGCAGGGUUCCGGCGGCACAAUGGCAGAUGGCAGGGUCGCCGGCGGCACAAUGGCAGGUGGCAGGGUCGCCCGGGCACAAUGGCAGAUGGCAGGGUCUCCGGCGGCACAAUGGCAGAUGGCAGGGUCGCCGGCGGCACAAUGGCAGGUGGCAGGGUCGCCGGCGGCACAAUGGCAGAUGGCAGGGUCGCCGGCGGCACAAUGGCAGGUGGCAGGGUCGCCGGCGGCGUAAUGGCAGGUGGCAGGGUCGCCGGCGGCACAAUGGCAGGUGGCAGGGUCGCCGGCGGCACAAUGUCAGAUGGCAGGGUCGCCGGCGGCGCAAUGGCAGAUCGCAGGGUCGCCGGCGGCGCAAUGGCAGAUCGCAGGGUCGCCGGCGGUACAAUGGCAGAUGGCAGGGUCGCCAGCGGCUCAGUGGCAGAUGGCAAGGUCGCCGGCAGUGUACUUGACAACAGUAAUAAUGAAAAUGUAGAGAAACUAUUGGAUAUUUGUGCGAUAAUGAAUUUAAGACUUUACCUUUACAAGAUAAUGAACUUAAGGAACAGUGGCAGCUCUCAGGUAGACGACCCUGGCAGCUCUCAGGUAGACGACCCUGGCAGCUCUCAGGUAGACGACCCUGGCAGCUCUCAGGUAGACGACCCUGGCAGCUCUCAGGUAGACGACCCUGGCAGCUCUCAGGUAGACGACCCUGGCAGCUCUCAGGUAGACGACCCUGGCAGCUCUCAGGUAGACGACCCCACUCAACCCUAA